AUGAUAAACUUCCGCGUGCUGAAGCUGUUCCUGUAUGCCCUGGCCGCCUUGGGCGUUUAUCAUACAUGGGGCCGGACUAUUGCUGACGGCACCCUGACCCAUCUUCUCCAUGCCAUGCACUCCAAAGAUGGGUAUGUUCUGCCGGGAACAGACUCUUUCUUACGUACAUCAAUUACCGGAAUUUACUGGCCCGUCGAUUAUCUGCUCGACAUCCUCAUCGUCUUCUUCUGGGAGGCGGUGGAUGGAUCUCACCCGGCUACCUCUGCAAUAGGUAUCUAUUUUCUGUCUCAGUUCCUGAGCGUCUUGACUGGCAUGUAUGUCGAUAGUCUGCGGCAAGGCCAGCCCCGAGGCACUCCGUUCCGAACAAUGUUAUGGCUUCUCUCCUUUCAGAUGAUGGCGAUCGCAACUACUGGUCCCUAUUGGGCUCUUUGGUACAUUUCGGCGACUCCAUUAAUCAGCCAGUGUCGCUCCCUGGCAGAUCUACAGCAUGCUUCGAUGCCAUCAAGCCGGUCGGCACUGCUGGUCAUUCCUAGCAUGGCAAUCGGCUAUAUUCUCACUGCUGUGAGCAUGUGUCUGCCAUCACCAUCUGUGAUUUCCCAUGAUUCCAAGCAAUUGGCACUGGUUGCCUGGAACAUCUUCCCCAUCGGCGUGUUCUUGAUCCACGCGGGUCUCGAGGCCAUAGUGCCGAGAUCUCAGAGCCGUGAGCCAUGUGAGCAACGCCUCGUGACAAUUCGCAUUGUCAACAGUGUCUCCUUGUUCUUCAGCCUGGCUGUCCACUUGGGGUUGAUAAGUAUGAGCCUUACCACCGUGCUUUUCCCAGCUCUCUGGGCUCCGCACGCGCUCUUGGCUCUUCACCCGGCCUCCCUAGCAAUUCCCUCGGUGGCCAUCGUCCGGGGAGCGACGGUUGGCGAUGGCAUACGAAGCUUCUUUAUUUGGGAUCAGGUUUUCGGAUACGCGGUGGUGAUCCUGGUUGCAGUCUUGCAAUUGCAGACAGUCCUGACAGCGGUCGGCAGGAGACUGAACCAGAGACAGCUGCUGGCCAUCCUGGCCGGGGGGAUAAUUUUGGGCGGACCGGGAAGUACCUAUCUCGGACUGAAUUGGAUGCGGGAUGAAGUAGUUUUGGAUUCUGAACAGUGGUCAGACAGAGAGAAAGUGGCGAUGCCUGGUAGCCAAGCUGCGAAGAAAAUUACCUAG
Molecule: messenger RNA, 1194 nt
Organism: Aspergillus ruber CBS 135680
Lineage: Eukaryota; Fungi; Ascomycota; Eurotiomycetes; Eurotiales; Aspergillaceae
Exons: 2
Coding region: 1-1194 (397 amino acids)
Source: RefSeq, a predicted model, not a curated record